This is a messenger RNA of Schistocerca piceifrons (Central American locust), 690 nucleotides long. RefSeq lists its product as uncharacterized. The record is from RefSeq and is a predicted model, not a curated record. The coding region runs from base 1 to 690 and encodes 229 amino acids. The transcript is spliced from 2 exons. NCBI's taxonomy places the organism in Eukaryota, Metazoa, Arthropoda, Insecta, Orthoptera, Acrididae. Gene Ontology annotation, molecular function: nucleic acid binding.
AUGGAUGUCGCCACCAAGACCAUCGCCACUGCCUUCAUUGACAUCUGGGUGGCACACUCCGACUGCCCCAGUCAUGUCACAAUGAAUCGUGGCUGCCAGUUUGACUGUGCACUGUUCAUACAAGUCACACAAUUCUGUGACAUGCAGUUACACAGAACUACAAGCUACCACCUGGUGUAUAACAGCACAAUUGAGCAGCUCCAUCAAACACUAAAAUCCACACUAACUUGCCACAAUUCCACCUGGAUGGAAGCUCUCCUACUGGUAGUGCUUGGCCUUACAGCCACCACUCUGGCCGUCACACUCAGGUCCACACUGCAUAUCACCCACUGCAAGAAAACAGUUCACAGCAAGAACAAAUGCAAAUCAACCAAAGUGUCAAAAGAACAGAUCACGCUGGCUUGCAUCUCGACCACUCCCCCCCGCGUUCACUUCAUUGACCCAGCAGAAGACCUGUUAAUGGAUGAUGCUUCCUCUACCACCAAUCAGACAGAGCCUGCACCUGUGACUGCAAAUGACUCACGCAUGCCACCAGCGGUCAUCAUGCCUCCACAUACACCACAGCCCCACCCCACCUUGACCAGCCAGCUGGCUCAGCUGCCCAAGCCACACUCACCACAAGCACCCGGGCCAACCCCACCAAGCUGCCAGCAGACUACAUCACACGCUGCAACCACUGUGUCCAAUUAA